UCCGUUAUUCGGUGGGAGGCCUCCGUGUCUCGAUCUGACACCGAGCAGACGGGCCCCGAGGCGGGAGCCACUCGGCAGGGUCCCCUCUUCCUCCCUGGGGACCCGUGGACGUGUUUUUCAGUUCCUGUGCUAAGUAUCACCUUGAGUUUGCCGAGGGAGCGCGGCAAACAGCGCGCAGAGCUAAAGGGGACCUGCAGGUGUUCCUCAUCAAUUCUGGAGCUCUUGUGUCUCCGAUCAGAAGCAUGAAGGGCUCUCUGGGAAGGCCCACUUGGAAGAGCAGGAUAGGAGGCACUGUAGGGCGGAGGCCACCGGUUUGGGAAUCAGGGGUGUCGCUCCAAACAGCGUCAAUGCAACAGACAAAUUAUUCGCCUCAGAAGCGGAGUUCCGAGUUCGAGGUGGGAACUUCAGGCAUCACCUGCCCUGGGGCCGCAAAUAGUGACAUCUGGCCUCUCGCGGCACCUCUGAGUCCUGCCUGUCUCUGUUUCGAUUCCCCCUCCUGGUGCCCUCAAGACUGCCGGAGCGCCGGCUCCGCCUUCAACUCCACUUUGUUCCAAAAAAAUGUCACGGGACCGCGUCCAAGUCACGUGCCCAUCCACGAGCCAACAACGGUGGCCGGCGCGGCGUGGCUUCCUCUGAUUGGCCAGACCUGGGCCACGCGGCCUCCCCUGGAGCCAGUAAGAGAGAGUGGCCGCAGCAAGCGGGCUGGGACCCUGAGAGCGGAUUUGGAGCUGGGCUGGUGGAACCCGGGGCGGUCCCUGAGCUUCUUUCUGUCCCCGUGCUGGUGGGGGUCCAUGGCGCAGAAGGUGCUGGCGGGGAGAAGCGUGUCACCCAGAGAUCUGCAGGCCCUGGCAGACGGCGGGCCACAGUGACGUGCCAGCUGCGUGCACCUCCGAAUCAAAGACCCAGCAGGUUCCUCGCGUGGGGGCAGAUGUCCUGUAUCGAUGUGCCACUUUGCCACUUGGAGCCCCCGGCCUGGAAACGCGGAAGCCUGGCCGCUCGCAGAUCGCCAAGCCCAGGCCUCCGAGUCAGAAAUGUUGAUUUGUUUCAGUAACGUGAGCAUGGGGGAGGGUGGGGCGGAAGAGAGGAAAGUGAGCAAGAGAGACAGUGAGUCAAAAACCAUGAAGCUGACUGAGGCAGAGACUGGGAGAGACAGACACACUCAGCAGGAGAACCACCGAGAAAGCACAAACAACACAGAGAGGCUAAUAAUUACUAAGGGAUGGAGCCCGAGAUGGAAGGACACAAAUUAAGAGCAGGGAAGAGACACGGAGAGAGAAAACCAGACCGAAGAGAGCCAGGUGGAUUGAGAUUAGCAAACAAUAAAAAUAAAAAUAAA
Molecule: messenger RNA, 1336 nt
Organism: Neofelis nebulosa (Clouded leopard)
Lineage: Eukaryota; Metazoa; Chordata; Mammalia; Carnivora; Felidae
Exons: 2
Coding region: 243-869 (208 amino acids)
Source: RefSeq, a predicted model, not a curated record